Messenger RNA from Drosophila bipectinata, 812 nucleotides. RefSeq lists its product as uncharacterized. The record is from RefSeq and is a predicted model, not a curated record. Lineage: Eukaryota; Metazoa; Arthropoda; Insecta; Diptera; Drosophilidae.
UUAACAAAUCAGAAUCGAGAACCUUAUCGGCUGGGAGCUAGUGCUCAUUUUCAAAAGCCGUCACGAACUAGAAACUAUAUAUUUAUAAAUAUUGUCUGUUGGAAAAAAUAAGCAAGAAACCGAAACAACCGAGAAGCAUGGAUCUGCAGAAAUCAGCGGUCUGGUUCUUUAACCUUUCAUCGGUGCGACUUAUGCAAAUCUUUAUCGUGGUAAUGGGCGAUCUGUUGGCUCUGUCCAAUCUCCUACCGAAGCACUCCAUGUACAUCUCACGUCCGUUCCUGGUGUGGCAUCACUUCGAUGCCGAUGAUGAGCCGGACACAGAUGAGCCCGGCCAGGACGACGAGGAAGAUGAAGAACUCAAAGUGGCGGAGGAUUACUAUCUCACAGAUGAUAACGAUAGCUGCCAAUCGUUCUGAGGCUCUGUCGUAUAUAAUUUCUGUUUGUGCAUUCGCGUGGGAGACGAUGUUUUUUUUUUAUUGCCAAAGAUUUGACCAGCCUAACCUUGAGUUUCAAUGCCAAUGCCAAGUGCCAGUGCCAGGCCCAUGACGUCACUUGUAUCUGUAUCUGUAUCUGGGUGCAGCUGUGUGCCUAAGGACCCAGCAAGCCCAAUGGACCAAAGCCCCGUGAGCCUCUUCAAAUGCCUGGCCAAAUUAACUCGACUCCUCAUUAAAGCCGAAAAAUUCGAAAGUUUCGACCGACGUUGUCUGGAAAUAAACGUCAAUUUAAACGAAACCUCCAAACAGGAGGGAACCAUUGACUCGGGGUAUGGGCUGGGGGUUUUUGUGUUGCAAAUAAAAAAUCAGAAAAAAAAA